This is a messenger RNA of Botrytis byssoidea, 969 nucleotides long. RefSeq lists its product as uncharacterized. Gene Ontology annotation, biological process: carbohydrate metabolic process. The record is from RefSeq and is a predicted model, not a curated record. NCBI's taxonomy places the organism in Eukaryota, Fungi, Ascomycota, Leotiomycetes, Helotiales, Sclerotiniaceae. The transcript has 2 exons. The coding region runs from base 1 to 969 and encodes 322 amino acids.
AUGAUUCAUGAUCAUUCAUUACACUUCCAAGAUACCACAUUCCUCAAAAAGUAUCUGGGUACUAUUGACGGAAUUUUGGAUCAUUUCAGCGAUCUUGUGAAUGAGCUUGGCCUUGUGCGACAGUUUCUUGAAGAGGGUACGUGGGCCUUCGUUGAUUGGGUAAAAGAUGUGGGAGUUCCCAAAGCAUACUUUGACAAAGGAGCUGCAACUAUCAACAGCUUAGUCUAUGCAAUGGCUUUGAGGUCUGCCGCAGUUUUGUCCGAAGCCGUUGGUAGGAAGGACACUGCGAGUGAAUACCUUGAUAGAGCUAGUUCUCUCAUUCGGUCUGUCAAUAAACAUUGCUAUGAUAGCAACAAGAAUCUAUAUCUCGAUGGACCCGGCGCUAUUGGAGAGAGUUCACAACAUGUCCAGAUUUUCGCAGUACUUGUAGAUGCUACAAGCGGAGAGUCAGCCAAAGACCUAAUGAGAAAGACCAUUCACGAAAGAGAAUCGUUGGGGCUUGCAAAGGCAUCAUUCGCAAUGUCCUUCUAUAUGUUCCGAGCCGUUGCGAAAGCCGGAAUUUAUGAAGAAGUUUGGGAGAAGCUACUCGGCCCGUGGAAGAAGAUGCUUGACCAGAAUUUGACCACUUGGGCAGAAAGUGAAAGUAUGGUCAGAAGUGAUUGUCAUGGAUGGAGUGCAACUCCGAUGUAUGAGAUUGUGAGGGAAAUUGUUGGCAUUCAAUAUCCAACCAUAGAAGAUAGCGACGGAUGUCUAACAAUGGUCAUUAAACCUAGAUGUGAUUUGGUAAAGCAAAUGAAAGGUACAUUUGCGGUUCAGGGAGGUGAAAGUGUAGAUGUUUCCUGGGACGACUCUGGAAUGGUCAAGGUUCUUAGCUCUAGUGAUAUGCGGGUUCAAAUGGUAUUAAAAGGAGUCAGUCACGAUAUCAAGCUUUUAAAAGGCGUGGAGCAAUCUUUCAAGCUUGAAAAAUAG